This is a messenger RNA of Mollisia scopiformis, 608 nucleotides long. RefSeq lists its product as uncharacterized. The coding region runs from base 108 to 593 and encodes 161 amino acids. The record is from RefSeq and is a predicted model, not a curated record. NCBI's taxonomy places the organism in Eukaryota, Fungi, Ascomycota, Leotiomycetes, Helotiales, Mollisiaceae. The transcript is spliced from 2 exons.
UCGAAAAUCACAAAAUCACAAGAGUACAUCUUGAAUGCUAUAUAAGCUACAAUUGCGAGAUUCCACUCGCAGACAUCGCGCCCCCAACGUCAACAUCAGCACCAACCAUGAGCAACGACGAUUUUUCACCUCAGGGGUUCACACGGGAUCGUCCAAGCGGGCCGCAGCGAGGAGCGUCCCUCCAGAUAUCGACCUCGAGACAGGGAGAUGGGAGGAGUAUGAGCCAAUCAUCGGGUUUAUACUCUGCACUGCCACCUUCGACUCCUUACCGAACCAGCAGCGGCCCUCUACCAUCUCCAUCUACCCCACAACACACUACUGCAACUAGAUCGAGCACUCUUGAUACGCCGAGAUCUGCCGGGUACAAUGACAAGAGUCAGUGGUUUUCAGAUUCCUCGAAAAAUGGCACGAAGAGUCCAACUUCACCGAAGACCAAGAGGAGAUCCGACUCAUCAAUGAUCGAUAAGCGAAUCUCACCAGACCCCAAGACGAAUGUUUAUACACAGUGUGGAAGACAUAGUGAUCAGUGGCUGUUUGGCGGUUUUCCGUUCGACAAUAUCAAGAAAGCCCUUGAGAGGGACAAGAAGGAAUGAUAUGGAAAGGUUGUU